Mycotypha africana is the source of this 1674-nucleotide messenger RNA. RefSeq names its product Leo1-like protein-domain-containing protein. Gene Ontology annotation, cellular component: nucleus; Cdc73/Paf1 complex. Gene Ontology annotation, molecular function: RNA polymerase II C-terminal domain phosphoserine binding. Bases 1 to 1425 code for a protein of 474 amino acids. Lineage: Eukaryota; Fungi; Mucoromycota; Mucoromycetes; Mucorales; Mycotyphaceae. Gene Ontology annotation, biological process: transcription elongation by RNA polymerase II; positive regulation of transcription elongation by RNA polymerase II. The record is from RefSeq and is a predicted model, not a curated record. The transcript is spliced from 4 exons.
AUGUCUGAGCACGACUUUAAAGAUUUGUUUGGUUCUGAAGAUGAAGCUUCUGAUAUUGAUGAUGGACGGUCUCAGGUAUCUGCUAAUGAAGACCAGCAGCAACAGCAAGCUUCGCCAUCCCCACUUCCACAAGCUACAUCCAAUAUCAGCAACGAUGAGAACGACGAUUUAGAAGAUUUAUUUGGUGGAAGUGGGUCAGAACCUGAGGAAGAAAACGACGACGAGCAUCUUAAACGGAAAUCGCCUUCACAGAAACGAUCACGCAUGGAAGAGGAAAUAGCCGAUGAAGCUGUAGAAGAAGCGCAGAAUCGACGAUCCAGUAGUCAAGAUGUGACGAGCGAAGAAGAAGCUGAGGAAAUGGGCGAAGAUGGCUAUGAAGGAGAGUAUGGCGCUUAUAGUAGCCAAGCCCGCAAAAAGAAGCGCGUCGAAAUUGAAUUGACCAUGCCCCAAUUGCCUGUGCCAUACAGUGAUAAUGGGAAGUUUUACUUGGCAAAAUUACCGCGGUUUAUAGACAUUGAUACCAACCCAUUCGACCCGGAUGAGUUUGAAGUACAGGUACCUGAAGGGCUAUCAGAAGUACAACAUCAUGAGGCCAUAAGAGAACAAAUUGAAAACACCAUUCGAUGGAGAAAAGUGAAAGAAGAAGAUGGAUUAGAAGCCAUGCAAAGUAAUGCUCAUUUUGUGGAAUGGGAGGACGGAAGAGUGUCACUUAUGUUGGGAAAUGAAUGCUUCGAUAUCAGUAGUAAACCUAUGGGCGUGCAAGAAUAUACUUACCUUUUGGCGCAUCAAACAGGCGCAGGCGCCCUAGAAAGCCACGUCGAAUUCACCGACCAUAUGUCCUUCAAACCAAGCGGCCUUAAAAGCGAUACCCACCGUUAUUUAACAGCUCAAAUUGCUGACAGACAAGUCAAAAAGAAUAAAACAAAAAUGUUCUUCACUGAGAAGGAUCCUGAACUCAUCAAACAGCAGUUAGAAUUACAAGAGCAAGAACGUUUGAAGGCACAGAGAAAAUUGGAAUUGCAACGUAGAAAAGCUGAUAUGCGCUACAGUUCUUCAGCGGCAGGUAGCAGCCGAAGGGGUGAUUUAUACAUGGAUGAUUAUGACUCAAUGCCAAUUCAUCGAGGAGGAACUGGUAACCAAGGUAGAGGCUUGGAUCGUUAUGAGGAUGACUUUGUGGUAGAUGAUGAGGAUUAUGAUGAAGAGGAAGAACGACGACGAGAAGACAGAUUAGCAAAGGCUAAAAGUUAUCGAAUGGAAAAAUAUAAACGAAAAUAUAGUGAUGACGAUAUAGACGAGGAUGAAGAACAGGAGGAAGAAGAAAAUGAGGAAGCAGAUUACGGUGUACAGGAUGAGGAUGACGAUGACGAAGUGGUCGUCAGAAGGCCGAAUAAACAACGACGUGUCUUUAGUGAUGAGGAUGACUGAUUCAUUACUUUGCCAGAAAAUACUUUUGUCGUAUUGCUCAUGGUCCAUUCAAAAAAUAUAUAGCAUUAUGUCAUCACUAUUUUAUUGAACCACUGAUAUAUUGUAUCAUACUCGAUUACGUUGAUAAAGAUAAUUUGCAUUCCAGUAAACUGUAUAUACUCAACAAGAUGUAAAUUUUGUGUGAUUAGAUUGUUUACACCUAAAUGGCAUACCUAUUUAUGAAUAGUCAUGCCGUCAAUACUAUGAGCG